This is a messenger RNA of Coccinella septempunctata (seven-spotted ladybird), 1856 nucleotides long. Its product is annotated as nucleolar complex protein 4 homolog B. The coding region runs from base 94 to 1584 and encodes 496 amino acids. Gene Ontology annotation, cellular component: nucleolus; Noc4p-Nop14p complex; small-subunit processome. Gene Ontology annotation, biological process: ribosome biogenesis. Lineage: Eukaryota; Metazoa; Arthropoda; Insecta; Coleoptera; Coccinellidae. The transcript is spliced from 4 exons. The record is from RefSeq and is a predicted model, not a curated record.
CUUUGCUUCAUUCCUUGUUAAGUUGUCACUUCAUUGAAGUGAAAUAUUUGGAUUCGGUAAAUAUACAAAUUUAUAAUUAAAUGAUUUUUUAAAAUGUCUACCCACGAGCUAAAAUCGGCGAAGUUUUUGAGAACGAAAGCACAAGAAUUUUUGGGGAACCGUAAGAAGAUUCAAAUAAUAAAUGAAAUCAUAAAACACCUAGAUUCAGGUACAGAUGUCCCAUCAUGUUUAAUGUCUCUAGAGUUGAUAUUCUCAACUCUUCUGAAGGAGGAAUUUAUGUAUAUCGAAAUAGUUCCCCUGAAGCCUAUUGAGAAAUCUCAAGAGAAUGAAUGUAAGAUGUGGCUGAAAAACACAUAUGAGAAAUUUUUUCAAAGAGUUUUGGAUUGCUUGGAGAAUAACUCGAAUAAAAUCCAACUACAAGGUUUGAAAACCGCCUUCACUUUGAUUUGCAAUGAAGGCAAGCAUCCUCUUGAAAAUAUAAACUCUAGUGAAAUGUGCUAUGUCCCGUUAAAUAAAUUGAAGUCAGUAUUGAUAAAAAUACUGUUUGGUAAUAGUAAUAACGCACAUCUGAUAAACAAAUACACUGAAUAUUUAACAUACAAUGACAUUCUUUUCAACACAUGGAAACUCUUACCUUCUCUCACGCAAAAGUUGAGCAACCCAAAUGAAACAUACAUUUUAAAUUAUCUGGGUCUACUUGGAAAGAUGCAAAUACAAAAAAAUUCUGAAGAAAAACUGUUAUGCUCUGAUGGAGAUGUAUCAUUCAACUUUGAUGAGAAUGUAACAAGGAAAGUGUUGAAUAAAAUUUGGUGUUGCGUGAUGCAAUGGGAACACACAAAAGCAACACAUAAACAAGUUCUAAUUGUGCUUCUUGAAAAUGUGCUGAAAUACUUAGAGAAGCCUUUAUUUCUCACCGAUUUUUUGAUGGACAGUCUGGAUAUUGGCGGACCUGUCAGUUUGUUGGCUUUGCAGGGAAUAUUUACGAUGAUUCAAGUUCAUAAUUUGGAUUAUCCCGAUGUGUAUAAGAAGUUAUAUUCGAUGUUCGAGCCAGAAAUUUUCCAUACUAAGUACAAGGCCAGAUUAUUUUACUUAGCAGAUUUAUUUCUAAGUUCUUCUCACUUACCAGAGAGUCUUGUAGCUGCUUUUGCCAAGAGGUUGGCCCGCUUGGCUCUUAUAGCACCUCCGGAAGAUAUAAAAAUAAUAUGUAUGCUGGUGGGAAAUCUUAUUUUGAGACAUCCAGGCCUGAAAGUUUUAAUAAACCGGAUAGAUCAAAAGAGUUCCAAUACAGACCCAUUCAUAAUGGAGGAAACCAGUCCGUCGAAAAGUAACGCAAUUAACAGUUCGUUGUGGGAGCUUCAGAGUUUGCAGCAUCAUACAAUACCAAGUGUUGCCAAAUCGGCAAGGCUCAUAAAUUCUUUACCUUCCGUUCAGUGGGAUAUUACUGAACACCUUGACGAUUCCAGUGAAGAAAUUUUCGAGAAUGAAAUUAAGGUACUGAGUAAAAUGGUGGUACUGGCCUUCGAGAAGCCAGACGGAAUGGCUUUAAGAAGGGGAGAAGCUGUUAAAAGAUUUUGGAAUAUAUAAAUUUUAUUAUUCACAUUCGGGUAUCUUGAGAAAGUAUUGUAUGUUGGAGGAAAGCAAUAAAUAUCUAGCUUGAAAAUGAGCUGAUAUUAGUUGCUUUAAAUACAUAUUGAUUCUUUUUUAAGCUCAGUUUUAGGUGUAAGUGAUAGAUAUUAUUUUAAAUAUGUAUCUAAACAUGUGCUGAAGAAUGAAAAACUACUGCUGUGUCCUAAUAUUAGCAUCUGUACACUUUUCAAUUGUUAAUUAUUAUUUAUUGAUUACAUUUUCAUAAAUUU